CGCUAUUGGAAUUUUGAAAAUUCCUCGCUUCAUUUCUAGGGUUCUCGUUCAUUGGGGGUUUGGAAGCCAAGGGUUUUAAAUUAUAUUCGAACUGGCAAAACAAAAUCGUUUCUAGUUCUUUGCCAAGUGUGUAGGUUACAUCUAUCAUUCCUCCGAUGUUUAAUCAUCAUGUACUCGGACGAUUUUCACCGCAUUGACUGUUUUUGUUUCAAAGAUUCAGAAAUCGAGGGUUUUGUUGAUUCUGAAAAAUGGCGGAGGAUGUGGAGGCGGUUCAAGAAAAGCCCCCAAACACCUGCUGCGCUGCGCUGAAGAAGCAGCACUCUAAGCUUUUGGAGAAGCAUUCAAAGGUUGUAGAAAUAAGAAACCAGUUGCGCGAUGCUGUGCGAUUGGUCAAUAAAAAUUACGAUGUCAGCGAGAAAGAAAAUGAGGGUCUCAGAAAAGCAUUGGAGGAACUCAAAGUGCAGGCCAAUGUAUGGAAGGAUGAGAAGCAAAGAGAAUGUGGUCGCUGUGCGGAUCUUGAGGACGAGGUAUCUGCCCUAAAUGACGAGGUUCGGUUGUUGAAGCAAAAUGGCAACACUGCUUCUCAAGCAGCAGAUAACCAAAUACAAGAACAUCUGAAUGCAGCACAGAAAGAGAUUAAGCAGCUGAAGGAGCUCCUUGGUAAAGAGAGGGGACAAACAGCUUUGGAGAAAAAGAAUGCUGAGUUGCAGAAGAAGAGAGCUGAUGAGGCUUUGAAGAAGGUAGAGAUGGAGAAAAAGAACGCUGAGUUGGAGAAGAAGAAAGCCGAUGAGGCUUUAAAGAAGCUAGAGAUGGAAAAAAAGAAUGCUGAGUUGGAGAAGAAGAAAGCCGAUGAGGCUUUAAAGAAGGUAGAGAUGGUAAAAAAGCAUGCUGAGCUGGAGAAGAAAAAAGCCAAUGAGGGUUUGAAGAAGGUCGAGAUGGAGAAAAAGAAUGUCAGUGAAGCACAAAAAGUUGCUAAUGUUGAAAGAAAAAAGGCAGAGGAGAAGUGGGAAAAAUUAAAAUUGGAAUUUGAUUCGUUAAAGUCAAAUUUGGCUUCGGAUAAAUCGAAAUGUGAAGAUGCGGAAAAGAAACUGGAGGUCGAGAAACAGAAAGUCAGUAGAGAAAGAAAAAGGGCAGAUCUGGCUGUGACCAAAUUUGAAGAGCAGCGGAGACUUGCAGAAACAAAUUUGAGUAAGGCCAUGAUAGAGAAGGAACGAGCUGAUGAUCUGAGUCGAAAGUUGGAAGAGGCUAGGAAUAGGAUGAAAAAAUUAGAAGGGUCGCAUGAGAGUUCAUGCAAUGAAAAACUGGAAAAGAUGCUCUUUGAGAAAGAGGCUGAUAUUAUUAGGGAGAGAAAACGUGCAGAUUCAAAGAAAAAGAAAGCAAAAGAACAGAAGAAAGUUGCAGAAGCACACCAAAAAGCAGCCGCAGAACAGAAACAUCGAGCUGAUCAAAUAUCUAGAGAGUUGGAAAGUUACAAGCUGAGGUUAGAAGAAUUACAGAAGAAGCAGGAAUUUGUUUCAUACAGAACAUAUGCCGACAAUGCAUCCCUAAGCAAUAAUGAUGUUAUUUCUGAAAUUGGUACAGUUAAACUACUAAAGAAACAAUUGAAGCUAGAAAAGAUGGUUGUGAAGCAUGCCCAGAAAGCAUCAAAGGUGGAGGCUGUUCGUAACAAAAUGCUACAUCAGGAAAUAUUUAACCUAAAACAGGAGUGUCUUUCAUUCCAACAGCGUCUAGAUAUGCUAGAUAAGAGUUUCUUGCACGACAGUGAAGGUAUACAUAAGUUGGGAAAGAUUGACAGUCGGAUCUCCACAAGAGAAACUUUAUUCUCAGAUGGAUAUAACAGUCAAGUUAUAUCAGGUAUCCAUUCUAGACUGGGUCCUCCAUACAGAGGUUCCAGCCAAAACAUGUUACAGAAUUCUGCAAUAUAUUCCAGUUCAGCAUCUUUUUCUGAUCGACCCUUGGCGGGAUCACAGGAAAGAGGUACUUUCUCUAUCACAACAUCAGCUGAGCUUGGGGAAGAUGUAUCAAACCUCGAACCAACUAUACCAAGGUUGUCUGACAAGAUGAAGACAAGGAGAAAUGAGCAUGAUGCUGUAGCUAAAGCUGAUAACAACAAGAGAAGUCCGAUUAAAAUCAAUUCUGAUGAAAGGAGAGUUGGCUACAGUGGGAGGAAAAGGAUUCUUGAUGCAGUUGAGUCCAUUGAAAAUCUGUAUUCGAAGGGUGAGAAGUUACAUCAAAGAGUAUCAGAGGAACUUUCCGUGCUGAAUAGUUUAUUCAGUAGCCAAGAGGAUGAACCUGUGAAUCAGAAUCUGAAAGAUACUUCUUGCAGAAAGCUUGCUAGACCUUCCAAGAAGAGAAAGACAUCCUCAGAGCAAAUAAUAACUGGUCAUUAUUUGCAAGAUUCGCAGGAGCCAAAAAGCAUUCUUGAUCCAAAAAUUGAUCACUCUGAUGCCUGUAUGCGUGCUUCUCCUUCAAGAUACGAUGCACGGAAAUCUGAUUGGUGUUUUAAGGAUGGUAAAACUCAUUUAUUUGGAAGCAACCAGUGCAUUCCUCAGGAUUUUGACUAUAUGAAGUUGCUAGAUCUUGAUAAUGCUGAUGAUGAGAGCGCAUUUCGUAGAGCUAUUGAUAUGCCUCUGUCUCCGUUGCUGCCGGAGUUUGAAUUUCAUUGGGAUAAGACACUUGAAGUAGAUAAUCAUGCGAUGCUGGUAGACCAAAGUUUCCAAGAAGAAUUGCCGAAUACUAAGGAGAAGUUGGGAACGUCAGAUGUGUCUGAUUCUGGAAACAGGGAAAGCAAUGUACCAUGUCGAAGAGGAAUUGUUUCUACACAUGGUGUUUUUGUGAAGUAUCUCGUUAUACCUUCAGAUAACAGAGACAAUUCUAGCAUUUUGAGGAUCCUUCAGACAGUUGAUAGUUGCACGCCACUAUGUUUCUUCCUUCAUCCAGCAGAAAUAUUCCUUCCAAAUAUUCUACACACUCUUCUGAAAGCUGAAGAUCUUUCAAUGAAGGAGAAGGUCUCCGUGUUUCUCUCUCUAAUAUUGCACGGAAUUUCUGAGUUUGGAAUGAAAAACUUGGCAAGUGUGUCAAGUGAUAAUUUUACCCAUUCUCUGGAUGCAGUGACUCUGCACAUUCGCUCAGCACUCUCUGAUCCAUAUUUGAGGAAAAUAUUUAUGGAGUCGUGUGAAUUUGUCGAACUAUUCGCUGUCAUUGAAGAUUUUUUUCUGCAGAGAAAGCUAUUGGUCCGCGGUGAUGUAUAUGCCGAGAGAGAAGCCCCUCUUGGUUCCAAAAUAAACCUUGUUCUAAAUGGUGAUUCCAUUACACUAUCUGAAGUGUUGGCUUCGCCUGACCUAUUGGUUGCUGGAGGAAGUCUUUUAGCUUCGUUAUGUUCUGCGGUUGACCAUAUUGGUUUUGUUUGUGAGAUAUCGUGCAACAUUAUCUCGAUCCAGAAACUCGAUCCUGCAGUAAUGUUAGCUGUUCUCCAUGUUUUUGCCCACAUAUGUGGCCCUAAGUAUUUUGCUCUUGAGCAGUAUUCCUUAGCAAUGACUGUAGUAAAGUCUGUGGUUAUGUUUCUUGAGAAGCAGACUUUGCCGAUCGAUUCAACAUCUUUUUCUCCAUUGUCCAAAAUUCGGUUGUGUAGCAGUAGCACCAUUUGUCCGUUCUUAGAGGGUGCGGUUUCUGUGGAGGAUGUCGCAUUGCUUCUGCUAGAGAACCUCCAUAAGUGCGAACAAUCUCAUGGGGAGAGAGCUGAAGAAGGUUCAUAUGAUGAGAACUUUUGCGACUCGAUCGAUAUUCUUUCGUUGGUUGAGAUUCUUGCUUCAUUCAUGGGAUGGGGUUGGACAUUUGACCACAUGAUAGGGCAAAUUUGUGAAUAUUUGGAAUCACAUCUUAUGGAGGGUUUCUCGGCAGCUAUUUUCGUACUUCUUGGUCAACUUGGGAGGCUCGGUGUUGGGGCUAGUGGAUAUGAGGAUCCUGGAGUUACGAAUCUAAGAGGACGCUUAUCUACAUUUGUAUUGGAGACCACGUUUUCGAAACUGAACUUCUCCGUUCAAUUUGCAAUCAUAACUUGUUUGCUUGGCCUCACUGCUAUCAAAUUUGAAGACAUUAUUGAAGGUAAAGUUGAAACUGCUUCCGUAACAAGUCAAUCAAUUCCUGCUAGUUUGGUAAGGGAGUGGUUUUCUCACUUGGGUCGUGAGCAACAAUCGCAAUUACUGCUUCAUCAGGUAGCAAAUGAUUGCAGUUUUUCCGAUUAGAUCGAUGCGCUCCCUAGUUCAACUUGAGCCAAAAAAAAAAAAAAAAAAAAAGAAAAUUUUUGUAGAGCAUUUUUGGGGACAUGUAGGACUAAUUUAAAACAAUUGAGGCCACUGCAACUAAGUGCUAGGCUUUCUUUUCUGUAAAUGUUUCUCUCUUUUUAAAGCUGAAUGAGAGGCGUUUGGCUUCGUCGUUUAAAAUGAUUUUUGCUCGAUAAGACAUUUUGUUCAACGGGGUAAAACUGUGUUUCGGUGAAGGUUACUCGAUUUUUGGCUUGAAAUUGAUCAGUUCUUGGCAGAUAAUCAAGAUUAGUCAACUGUUAUUUGG
Molecule: messenger RNA, 4569 nt
Organism: Erythranthe guttata (spotted monkey flower)
Lineage: Eukaryota; Viridiplantae; Streptophyta; Magnoliopsida; Lamiales; Phrymaceae
Gene: MEE22
Product: maternal effect embryo arrest 22
Source: RefSeq, a predicted model, not a curated record